AUGAGAAGUGAGAAUGAACCUACCUUGUAUGUAAAGAAGGAAGGUAAUGAUUUCAUCAUUGUACGCCUUUAUGUUGACGAUAUCAUUUACACUAACUCUUCUGAGUUUCUUAUGGAUAAUUUUAAGUCUCAAAUGAUGAAUGAAUUUGAGAUGUUGAAUAUGGAGUUAUUUCAUUACUUUCUGGGCCUUGAAGUCCAUCAAAUUGAAGAUGGAAUAUUUCUUGCACAAAGGAAAUAUGGCAGAGACCUUCUCAAUGAAUUUGGCAUGCUUAAUUGCAUGCCUGUGGCUACACCAAUGAAUAUAAAUGAAAAAUUGCAGCAGGUGAAUGAAGAAGAAGAGUUGGCAGAUGCAAGGAGGUUCAGAAGUUUGGUUGGAGGUCUAAUAUAUUUGACGUACACUAGACCCGAUAUUGCAUUUUCUGUCGGUGUUGUUUCCAGAUUUAUGCAGCAACCUCCAAAGGUACAUUAUGACGCAGCAAAGAAAAUCUUGUACACAGAUAGCAAUUAUGGAAGUUCGUUGAAUGAUAGACGAAGUGUUUAA
Capsicum annuum is the source of this 540-nucleotide messenger RNA. RefSeq lists its product as uncharacterized. The coding region runs from base 1 to 540 and encodes 179 amino acids. The transcript has 2 exons. The record is from RefSeq and is a predicted model, not a curated record. NCBI's taxonomy places the organism in Eukaryota, Viridiplantae, Streptophyta, Magnoliopsida, Solanales, Solanaceae.